Messenger RNA from Dendronephthya gigantea, 6691 nucleotides. Its product is annotated as sodium channel protein 60E-like. Gene Ontology annotation, molecular function: voltage-gated sodium channel activity; calcium ion binding. The transcript is spliced from 22 exons. The coding region runs from base 1863 to 6608 and encodes 1581 amino acids. Gene Ontology annotation, cellular component: voltage-gated sodium channel complex; plasma membrane. NCBI's taxonomy places the organism in Eukaryota, Metazoa, Cnidaria, Anthozoa, Malacalcyonacea, Nephtheidae. Gene Ontology annotation, biological process: sodium ion transmembrane transport; neuronal action potential; membrane depolarization during action potential. The record is from RefSeq and is a predicted model, not a curated record.
CAUACAAGAGAGAUGUAAGAGUAUUAUUUCAUUUUGACUUAUCGAACCGGCCCCUGGGCGAGGCAAAAUUGCCGGACCCGGGCUAACGAACCUGGACCCGGGCUCGGGGAACGAUACAUCUCAAUAUUUAAUUUAUAUUUCGUUCCCAAACCUUUCUCGUAGAGCACACGUCAUUGGAUUACCAUGGAAACACGAUCUAUAUGAUGUAUCUUAAUUAAUCAGAGCGAUCGCAUAUUGAGGGCAAUGACACCCUUAUAUAUAUUAAUUUUACACAUUUUAUCGCCAGGAAAUUUACAAAGUAAAUAUUAUAAUUACUUUUAGAUUUCUUCUGGUUCAACCAUGCAAAAGUUUGCUCGUAAUUUUUAGCUUCCCAUCCGUCAUGCAGGAUCAAUUUUUAUUAAACACGACACGCACGUUUUCCCAAAUUGAUAUUUGCAAGUAUAAAGCCAUGAAUUAUUAUUGUUUCACGAACAAUAUCUAAUUAUUUCGGAUCUGACGCGCAAUUAAAAUUUCACUCUUCGGUUCAACGUAUGUUUGUCUAGGAAGACUCACACAAACCGCAAACUCGGAGAAUCGCCAACACGCGGGUAAUUUCUCCAGCGCCUAGGAACAGCUGCCUAACUUUAUUAUAACGAGCCGAAAAUAUCCGUGCACAUACAAUUCUGCAAGUUUGAAUUUGGUUCCACUCGAAACGUUUGAUUUAUUGGCUUGGCUGUCAAAUAAUUCCGCAAUAUUCGUUGUUUAUGUAUGGAUUUUGUUCUGUCUAAUUCUCAACGGGUACUGAUUAUGAUAUGCUUUAAAGAACGCCGGGUAGAAAUACGUUGAAACUGGUAAGUUCCAAUAACGAAAGCUUGGUUUUCGUAAAAGUAACGUGUGUUUAUUUUAUCAACGUUGAACCGUAGUUGUUUUAGCUUGAACGAGAAUAGUUAGAGCCCGAUACAAUUUUAUCUGUUAAACAUUAUAUCAACUCAUCGAAUUAUUAGGAGAUUACAUACACUGCGGUCAAAAAAAUCUACAUUUAAAUGAAUAAUGUUUUCUUGCUACAACUUGCUAUCAACUUGCUACAUUUUAACAUUUAUUUCAUUUGUUGUCAUGUGUGAAAAAUUAUGAAAGGCUUUAUUUUUCUCACCCGGGAAAUCCUGUGUAGUGAGCCAUUCGUUUGUUUUGUAUGUGUUAUGUUUACAUAAAGACGAAAACCGCAUGUAAAAAGAAGAUAUUGGAGAGACAUUGUCGAACACUUGUCUGAAGGUCAAUUUAGUGCGAAGUAAUUGUGGGAUUCUGUAGAAAAUAAAGUGUUUAAUCAAUGCAAAUUUCGGUAUACUCUUGUUAUUUGUAUCUGAAAUAAAAGAAAUUUUAAACGUCAUAAUCCCAGUUUUGGUAUAUAGAAUAUUUUGUUUAAAUUAAUAUGUUUACGUGCUCCAUGUUAGAGCUACAUGAAGAAGGCAUCUCGGACGUGACGAUCCAGUGUAUUUUUUGCAUAUUUCAACUUAGAAGAUGCUUUUUACGAAUUUUUAAUAAUGUUUAUAUAUCGACAGGUUGCAAUGUUUUAGUUUAUGCCCAUUUACUGAAAACGUUUUCAAAAGAAUUAUGUUGGUCUCGUAUUUGCGUGCUAACAGUAACAGGCAGAAAUUCAUCGACAUGUUUAACCUGCCGAUAUUGCCUUGUUUUGUGUGUACGAAGAGGAUGAUAGAAACUCGAUGCUCAUGCAUAGAAUGACGUAAAAAGCUGUUGAAUAAUACUGACUAAUGCACUGUCUUGUUUGUGUUUAAACAUAGCUACGCGCAGGUGAAAGAUUGUGAUCAAAACUUAUUUAGCAAAUAUUUUCCCAGGUUUACAGUCGCCAUCAUAUAACUGCUGUCAUUAUGGAGGAGCGGGAACGAAAACACAGUGUCAGCCAAGCUAACAAAACGAAAGAAAAUAGGCCACAAAACGACGAUACGUUUCUCGUUCUUGUUAAACGGCGUGGGAAGUUCGAGGUGCGACGCUUCAGCAAGGCUAAAUCUUUAUAUUUAUUUCAUCAUAAACAUCCAUUGAGAAAUUUUUGUAUUUUGCUAUCGAGUAAUAUAUAUUUUGAGUAUUUUAUUCUUUUUCUCAUAUUGGCCAACUGUGUUUUUCUGGCACUGAAAAACCCACCAGAGCAACCAGAAUAUGUGUUUGCCUGUCUCUAUACGCUGGAGAUGUUCAUAAAGAUCAUAGCUCGAGGUUUUGCGCUGCACAAACACGCCUAUCUUCGUGACGCUUGGAAUGUAUUGGAUUUUGUCGUUGUCAUAUUAGGUUGGCUGACAAUAACGCCGUAUGUUGCCAACCUCUCUGGUGUAAGAACGUUUCGUGUUUUGAGAGCUCUAAGAACUAUCUCUCAGACAAAAGGUCUGAAGACGAUGGUUAAUACUCUCUUGGUCUCGAUGAGAAUGUUGUCAGAUGUCCUCGUUCUUAUCGUUUUCUUUCUAUGUGUCUUCUCGUUGCUCGGAAUGCAGUUGUUCAUGGGUGAACUACGAAAUAAAUGCGCCGUAACAAUCCCUGAAAACAUCAAUAUAUCUUACACUACUUAUGUCACAAAUUCAACGACAUGGUUUAUUUCGGAUGGAAAUCCAGUUGUGUGCGGGAGUACAUCAUCCGCAAGAUCAUGUCCAAGUAACCAUAGUUGUUAUACAGACACUGGUUCAAAUCCUAACCACAACUACACAUCGUUUGAUCAUGUCGGUUGGGCCCUUCUCACUUCGUUCCAGCUCCUCACCCUGGAUUUCUGGGAGGAUGUUUAUAACAAUGUUACCUACGCUGCAGGAUUGUGGAAUUUCUUUUUCUUUGCUGUGCUGGUUUUUCUUGGGCCAUUCUACUUGAUUAAUUUGAUAUCUGCUGUUGUUGUUACCUCGUAUGAAGUCGAGACUACUGCUACCAGCGAAGAGGACUCCAAGAAUGGCGAUCUUCUGGCUACAGCGGUCUCAGCCUUCACAGUACCAGGAAGUUCAAACAAGCUUGGCGGGAAACAGCCGGGGGAUCUGAACUCUAAUAUCGAGGAGAUUGAUAAGCGAUCUCAUAAGAGAAAAAGUUAUGAAAUAGCCUUGGACAGUACCGCUGACAUUUACCAACUGCGCGAACUUGAGUACAGGGCGCCCAAUCAAGAUGAGUCGUCGUCUUUUCAAAACUUUAAGAGUAACACUUCUCUUCGUAAGGAGUUGUACAAUUUAGUGAGCAGCCGAGAACUGGAGGGAUUUAUAACUGUCUGUAUUGUGACGAAUACGGUUGUUAUGGCAACAGAGCACUAUGGCAUGUCCUCCACGUUGGAUUCUGUCAUUUCAAUAUCCAAUUAUGUAUUUACUGGUAUAUUCUUCGCUGAGGUUGUUUUUAAGUUGAUAGCAUUUGGUGCAAAAGCAUUCUUCCGCAAUUCUUGGUGUGUCUUCGACUUUAUCGUCGUCGUCAUCAGUGUGGUUGACGUGGCGCUGGAGUUGAGUCGAGAAACUGGUGUUGGUUUGCGCGUGCUCAGGACAUUCAGACUGUUGCGUGUGCUAAAGCUUGCUAAAUCUUGGACGACCAUGAACAAUCUUCUCUCGGCCACAGCAAAGAGUUUAAGCGCGUUUGUAAACCUGGCGCUGGUGAUGUGCAUCGUGUUAUACAUGUUUGCCGUCACAGGAAUGCAACUGUUUGGCGACAGCUACACAGAGUCCGUCUUUGGUUCUGAUAUACCAAGAUGGAACUUUGUUGACUUUGGUCAUUCAUUCAUGCUCAUAUUUCGCGUCGUUUGUGGGGAAUGGAUCGAGCCGUUGUGGGACUGUAUGCGAGCUUCGCACCCUGGUGCUGUGUUGUUGUUUGUUCCAGCUUUCAUCAUGGGAAAUUUUGUUGUGUUAAAUCUGUUCCUAGCUCUUGUGGUGAACUCGUUCUCGCAUGAAGAUACGGCCGUUUCUCAGCCAGGGGAGAAGGUUUUCUCAAAAAUGUUAAAAUCGGCCUUAACUGUGUCGUUUUCCGUCGUGAAUAUUUUAAAAAGAACCCAAGUCCAUCCUAAGGACGAGAAAGACAUUUCCACGCUACCUGAAAAUAAUGAAAACGAAACAGUUGACAACAAUGCUUCAUCACAAGACAACUCUUCUGAAACAUCUUCAGCAUUGGAGAGACACUGGUCGAGUUUUCGUGGCAGAAUUGAACAAAUUGUUCAAAGCAAAUUCUUCGAAUGGUUCAUCUUGAUCAUUAUUACAAUCAGCAGCAUUUGUUUGGCAUUUGAAGAUAUUCACCUUCGCAACGACAAAGAUCUACAACAUAUUUUAUACUGCUUGGAUAUCUCAUUUGUUGUCAUCUUUUCAAUGGAAUUUCUUCUUAAAUUGAUUGGCCUUGGCUUCGUACGAUAUUUCUCAAAUGGUUGGAAUUACUUGGACCUCGCUAUUGUGAUUAUAUCCAUUCUUAGUCUUACUGUCAGCUCAGAUUUGGCUGCAUUUCGUUCAUUGAGAACCCUCAGGGCAUUGAGACCUUUGCGAGCCAUUUCUCGUUUUGAAGGACUGAAGAUAGUCAUAGGCUCGCUGUUCAGCGCAAUUCCUGGCAUUAGUAAUGUUUUAUUAGUGGGUCUGCUGUCCUGGUUAAUAUUCAGUAUCAUGGGCGUCCAGCUGUUUGGCGGGAAAUUUUACAAGUGCAUUGACUCUAGCCACCAGGUCCUCCCGGUGUCACAGGUCGCCAACAAGACCACGUGUUUACAGAAAGGAUUUCGUUGGGAAAACUCCAACGUGAAUUAUGAUAAUGUUUUGGAGGGAUUGGUUGCCUUGUCCCAAGUGGCAACGUUGGAAGGUUGGAUGGAAAUUAUGAAAGAUGCUGUUGACGCGACUGGGGUGGAUCAACAGCCCAAACCUGAAAACAAUUUGUCUGCAUACAUAUAUUUCGUGGUCUUCAUCAUCCUUGGCUCGUUCUUCGUUCUCAAUCUUAUCGUGGGGGUGAUCAUUGAUAAGUUCUCUCGAAUGAAGCAACUCUACGAGGAUACUGGAUCAACUGGAAUAUUUCUCUCCACUCAACAGAUAGAUUGGUUAAAUACCUUAAAGAACGCUGCAAGUAAAAAGCCAAAAAGAACUGCUGAAAGGCCGAAGAAUCAGGUUCGUGGGAUCAUUUUUGACAUCGUGGUAAAUAACUAUUUUGAAAUGACCAUCAUGUUUAUCAUUGCGCUAAAUAUGGGAACAAUGAUGAUACAACACUAUGACCAAAGUCAACGUAUGAGUGAAGCUCUUGAUUUCCUGAAUUACUUUUUCACGGGAAUUUUUAUCGGAGAAGCGAUCGCAAGAAUUACAGCUCUUGGUCCGUAUUACUUUCGCGUUGGUUGGAAUGUCUUUGAUUUUAUCCUCGUUCUUUUAUCUGUUGUGGGCAUAUUUCUAGAAGCUCUGAAGAAUUUCGAGUUCAUUAACCUAAGUUUACUUCGUGGUAUUCGGGCGUUUCGAGUCACACGUCUUCUCCGAUUCAUAAAAGUUGCUAAGGGAAUCCGUAAGUUGACAUUCGCCUUUGUCCUUUCUCUUCCCGCUCUUUUCAAUAUCUGCUGUUUACUCGUCCUUAUCAUCUCGAUAUACGCCAUCGUCGGAAUGACCUCGUUUGGUUUCGUAAAGAAAACGGGCGCGUUGAACGAUGUCGUGAACUUUGAAACGUUCAUACGCAGUUUCGUGCUACUGUUUCGUUUAAUGACGUCAGCUGGAUGGAAUGAGGUCCUGGACUCGCUUAUGAUACGUACGCCAGAUUGUGACCCAGGCUACCUCGGUAUCAACAACGGGAACUGUGGGAGACCGCUGUUUGCACAGAUUUAUUUCGUUUCAUUCGUCACCGUCACUUAUAUUAUCUUGGUCAACAUGUACAUUGCCAUAAUACUUGAAAACUUUAAUAGAAUUUACAAAAAAGCCAAGGUCGGUAUCACAGACGACGACUUGGAUAUGUAUUAUACGAAAUGGGCGCUCUACGACCCGAAGGCGACCGAGUACAUAAACUUCGAGCAGUUGUCGGACUUUGUCGACGAACUCAACCCCCCAUUGCGGGUGCCCAAGUCAGGCACAGGCGGGGUGGAGACGAUGGACAUAUCUCUGAGGAUUGGAGACAAAGUGCAUUGUUUAGACUUACUUCAUGCUUUAGUGAAACAUUUAGUUUUGAAAGAGUUUCCAAAAGGCGGGAGUGGUUAUUCUGUGGUGAUGGAGAGACUUGAAGAGCGCUUUAUGAAAGCCUUUCCAAGGAGAAACCUCUACGCUCCAGUUUCAACUGUCAAGCAGAAAGCCCUCGAGAAUAAAGCGGCGCUUGUCAUUCAAAGAGCUGUGAAACGAUUUAAAGAUCGAAAGAGAGCGAGCGACGCUGCUGAGAUGACAACAGAAGGUCAUAGUUCUGCUCAGUAUACAACAGAAUCAUCAAAUGUUUCUCAGAAAACAACAGAGACUCAUCAUUUUAUUCAGAGUGAAACUGAAGGUGCUACCCUUGCCAGCAUAAACGAAACUAGAAGUGUAAUCGUUCACGAUAAACCUUUGCAUAAAAGACUUUUGAAACAAACAAGCUUACAUAAUUUAUCGAUACCAGCAAUCAGGACAGUUCAGGUGGAGUCGCCUGUGCGCACUCAUAAAGUUUCAGAGGAUUUAUCGUUGAAUAGUGUUAGUACUGAAAACUCGGCGUAGCUUGCGACAGAAGGGACCGUGUGACCGUAGAAUAAAUAAAUUACAAUCAAUAUUUUUUAAUCAUUCCUACCGCUAAUAAAUUA